This is a messenger RNA of Ceutorhynchus assimilis (cabbage seed weevil), 2200 nucleotides long. Lineage: Eukaryota; Metazoa; Arthropoda; Insecta; Coleoptera; Curculionidae. The record is from the annotation of a GenBank genome assembly.
CAGUUGAAAUCAAACCAGUGACAGUGAUAAAAGCAAAAACUAGCAAUCAAAAGCAAAGUAAACGCUCGCGUAAAAAGUAAAUCGGAAAGUAUUGAUAGUCUAGUGUUUUAACAAGUGAAGUGAAGUUAAUCGAAAUGGCAAAGAAAGCUCCAGCAAUUGGUAUCGAUUUGGGCACCACGUACUCCUGUGUGGGUGUCUGGGAACAUGGAAAAGUAGAGAUCAUCGCCAACGACCAAGGAAACCGAACAACUCCUAGUUAUGUCGCCUUCACGGACACCGAGCGCCUUCUUGGAGACGCUGCCAAAAAUCAAGUGGCCAUGAAUCCAUCGAACACAGUCUUUGAUGCUAAAAGGUUGAUUGGUCGCAAAUACGACGACGAGAAAAUCCAACAAGACAUCAAACAUUGGCCAUUCAAAGUAAUCAGCGACAAUGGCAAGCCUAAAAUCCAAGUCGAAUACAAAGGAGAAAUCAAAAAGUUUGCUCCAGAAGAAAUUAGUUCCAUGGUCUUGACAAAAAUGAAAGAAACUGCAGAAGCAUACCUCGGUCAACCAAUAAGAGAGGCAGUUAUCACAGUCCCGGCAUAUUUUAAUGAUUCUCAAAGGCAGGCUACUAAAGAUGCUGGCGUCAUCGCAGGUUUGAAUGUCAUGAGGAUCAUCAACGAACCUACUGCAGCCGCUUUAGCAUAUGGACUCGAUAAGAACCUGAAAGGCGAAAAAAAUGUACUCAUCUUCGACUUGGGUGGUGGUACAUUUGAUGUUUCCAUCUUAACCAUUGAUGAAGGAUCAUUGUUUGAAGUAAGAGCUACCGCUGGUGAUACGCAUCUUGGAGGAGAAGACUUCGACAACAGGCUAGUCAAUCAUUUAGCAGAAGAAUUUAAGAGGAAGUUCAAAAAGGAUCUUCGUUCCAACCCCAGAGCUCUAAGAAGACUGAGAACAGCAGCUGAACGAGCCAAAAGGACUUUGUCAUCAAGCACCGAAGCCACCAUUGAAACUGAUGCUCUAUUUGAAGGCAUCGAUUUCUAUACUAAAGUCACGAGAGCAAGAUUUGAAGAACUAAAUGCCGAUUUGUUCAGAGGAACUCUUCAACCAGUUGAAAAAGCCCUUGCCGACGCUAAAAUGGACAAAGGCUCUAUUCAUGACAUCGUUUUAGUUGGUGGCUCAACAAGAAUACCAAAGAUUCAGCAACUUUUGCAAAACUUCUUCAAUGGAAAGCAGCUAAACUUAAGCAUCAAUCCAGAUGAAGCCGUGGCAUAUGGUGCAGCGGUACAGGCUGCAGUCCUUAAUGGAGAAACAGACAAUAAAAUCCAAGAUGUGCUACUUGUUGAUGUCACGCCUCUAUCCCUUGGUAUUGAAACAGCUGGUGGAGUGAUGACAAAAAUCAUAGAAAGAAAUGCAAGAAUCCCUUGCAAACAAUCACAAACAUUCACCACAUAUGCUGACAACCAACCAGCUGUCACUAUUCAAGUAUUUGAGGGUGAACGAGCAAUGACCAAGGACAACAAUCUUCUGGGAACAUUCAAUUUGACCGGCAUCCCUCCAGCGCCUCGUGGAGUUCCAAAAAUUGAUGUAACCUUCAAUUUGGAUGCCAACGGUAUUCUGAAUGUUUCGGCCAAAGAUACGAGCUCUGGCAACGAGCGGAAUAUUACCAUCAAGAACGAUAAAGGCCGUCUAUCUCAAGCUGACAUCGACAGGAUGCUCUCCGAAGCGGAAAGGUACAAAGAAGAAGAUGAGCAACAAAAACAAAAAGUGUCUGCUAGGAACCAGUUGGAAGCUUAUCUUUUCCAGUUAAAGCAAGCAGUACAAGACUAUGGGGACAAGCUCAGCUCUAAUGAGAAAGCUACAGUGGAGAGAGAGUGUGAAGAAGCUCUAAGAUGGUUGGACAGCAACACACUAGCUGAAAAGGAAGAAUUUGAGGACAAACAAAAGCAAGUGACUUCGGUAUGCAGUCCCAUAAUGGCCAAGCUUCAUGGAGGGGGCCAGCAGAGUAACUAUGGGGCCGGAAUGCCAGGCUGUGGACCACAAGCAGGUUUUGGUGGCGCCCAAUCAGGACCCACAAUUGACGAAGUUGACUAGAUUAUAUUUUGAAUUUUUUUAAUCUAAUUAGUUAGUUAAUAUUAGAAGUAAAUUAAUGAGUUAUUCUGGGUAAUAUUUAUGUGAUAUAUAUUUAUUGUGUUUAAUAAAAGAGAAUAUCAAAAAACAUU